AUGAAAACAAAUCAAAUCAAAAAUUUAAAAAAAAUAUACCGCCAUAUAUUAAGUGAAGCUUCAAAGUUUGAAAAUAUAAACUAUAGUGUUUAUUUUACCAACAAGGCAAAAGAGAAUUUCAGAGAAUUUUUUAGUAAUAAUAAUCACAACAGCGAAAAAUUAAAAGUAUUUGAAGAUGAAUGUAAUGAUUAUCUUAAUAUGUUAAAAAGACAAACUAUAAUACAUAAUUUAUACCACGUUGAUAAACCUUUAGUUUAUAAGUAA
Messenger RNA from Plasmodium gallinaceum, 264 nucleotides. RefSeq names its product protein ISD11, putative. Gene Ontology annotation, cellular component: mitochondrion; L-cysteine desulfurase complex. Gene Ontology annotation, biological process: iron-sulfur cluster assembly. Lineage: Eukaryota; Apicomplexa; Aconoidasida; Haemosporida; Plasmodiidae. Bases 1 to 264 code for a protein of 87 amino acids. The record is from RefSeq and is a predicted model, not a curated record. The transcript is spliced from 2 exons.